AUGGAGAUUCCGACUGCGACUCGAUUACUCAUCAUGGCCUUGUCCCACCUUCUCGACCAUGAUCUUCACGAAAAGUCGGCGAAUUUCAAGAAUUUCCAGAAAACACGUCAUCAUGACACCCUUUUCCGCGCCCUUCAGACAGACGAUUUCGACACGGAACUGAUCAUGAUGACGUAAAUGUCUCAGAGACAAGAGGCUUUCAUGUUUGGAGCGGCGGUUCGGCCGCUAUGACAUGACUUCCGUCAUGAUGACACCUUAUUUUAGCCAUCCCAGCCAGCCUAGCCCUCUUUCUCCUCUCAAUUCCACUCGUUUCGGCCACCAAGACAGUCGGACUGUGUUUUGGAUGACAUUUUCUCGAGACAGACUGACGGAUUUUUUAGACAGACUGACGUAUUUUAUGGAUUUUUGCGAAAACUGUGUCAUCAUGACGGGUUUUCUCGUAGGUUCGAGGUAGACGAAUUUUUAUCGAAUAUACAACCACACCGUAGCCGAAUAUCGUAGCCGAAUGAAGCAGAUUCCGAGCCGAUUUCACCAAAAAGUCUUCAAUUUUUUCGCCUGUCACGGAACGCCACAAUCGAUUUUUCGGCGCGACGAAGUGUCAAAAUUGAAUUUGCGAAAAAUUUUUUGAUGAUAAACUUAUUUUUUUGGACGAAAAAUUGUUUAGGAAUCUUGCAAAUCUAUUUCGAAAGGUGUGUAAAAAUUAUUUUGCAUUGUUUUAUAUUGUUUUAGGAUCAAAAAUGUCGAAAGUUGAACUUGAUGCUCUGCCCGCAUUUGACUUCUCCAAUUCGAUCAGGAAUGUCGCGCUAGACAGCAUGGGCGUGCAACCAUACGUUCAUCGAUCAACUGGUACCACAAUUGUUGCAUGUUUGUCCAAGGUGGGUGAUUUUGGAAUUAUUUUUUUUGGGCUCAGGUGUUGAGGUCGUGGAUAAUAUAAUAAGAGCUGGAGGAAACGAGAUAUCAAGGCAAUUUUUCGCAGAGUAGAAUCUAGAAGGGUUGAAGAAGCUGACUGUAUGUUUUUUAGUAAGGUCUUAUGCGUGCAAGCUUAUUUUUGCGGCAUUUAUAUUGGUUAUGGUGAAUAGUAAAAUUUCGCUCUAAAUUUGCAGUGUUUUGUCGAUUAUUGUUCUCAAUAGUUGCUAAGAGGUAUAGUAGAUGUAUUUCAGCCUUUGGUUUAAUUGUAUUCUUCUUUGUUAAAAAUUCAGAGCAAUUUUUAUAUUGUCCAUACCACUUGAAGUCAAAAAUUCGUACUUUCUCUGCGGAUCUCCCGAUUUUAUCGUUGAAAUGGCUAUUUUUAGACCGGUGUUGUAAUGGGCGCUGACUCUCGAGCGACUCAGGGCAACGUUAUCGCCGACAAACAGUGCGAGAAGGUCCACAAACUCACCGAAUCCAUGUAUGCUUGUGGUGCCGGUACGGCGGCUGAUCUGGACCAAGUGACCCGGAUGCUUGGUGCUAACCUCCGACUUAGCGAGCUGAACACUGGAAAGAAGGCGCGCGUGAUUGCCGCGUUGAGGAUGGCCAAGCAGCACCUGUUUAAGUACAUGGGCUAUAUCGGAGCGUAUUUGUUGAUCGGAGGUGUGGACGCCACGGGUCCGCAUCUGUAUGAAUGCUCAGCCAAUGGUACGACCAUGGCCAAAGCUUUUGCUGCCGAUGGUAGUGGAAGUUAUUGUGCUAUUACCGUUUUGGAGAGGGAUUUCAAGAAGGAUAUGACUGUAAGUUAAUUUUCUUGUUUUUUCGAUGUUUAGGUAGCUACAAAUGUUCGACAACCUCUGUAGAGGAGUAAUUGGCCUAUGUGGAGGGUCUGAGAUAAUAAUAUCAAGUAGACAUACACAUCUGGAUCGAUUUUUAUAUUACACAUGCCAUCUCAAUAUUACCCUUCGCAUUUUCAGACCGCUGAAGCCAAGGCUCUCGUCCAGCGCGCCUUGGAAGCCGGUAUGCACGGAGAUAACAUGAGUGGAAACUCGUUGAAUUUGGUCAUCAUUGAGAAGGACGAGACCAUCUUCGAAGGACCCAUUGUUCCAGAAUUCUGCAAACUCCCAGAACCUCUGGAUCUCACUUACAAGUUCAAGGCCGGCACCACAAAGGUCCUGAAGCAAAAAACCUUCAAAUACGAUGUGAUUGAAUCCAUGGACCUGCACUAA
Bursaphelenchus xylophilus (pine wood nematode) is the source of this 2135-nucleotide messenger RNA. NCBI's taxonomy places the organism in Eukaryota, Metazoa, Nematoda, Chromadorea, Rhabditida, Aphelenchoididae. The record is from the annotation of a GenBank genome assembly.